Messenger RNA from Aspergillus oryzae RIB40, 609 nucleotides. RefSeq lists its product as uncharacterized. Gene Ontology annotation, biological process: lipid metabolic process. The transcript is spliced from 2 exons. Gene Ontology annotation, molecular function: phosphoric diester hydrolase activity. Lineage: Eukaryota; Fungi; Ascomycota; Eurotiomycetes; Eurotiales; Aspergillaceae. The record is from RefSeq and is a predicted model, not a curated record. Bases 1 to 609 code for a protein of 202 amino acids.
AUGUUAGACGUGCUCAAGCGCCAAAAUCCCCAAACUCGAUUUGUGACUUCACCCACGAAAAAUGGCGUCUUUGACACUACUUCUUCGCAAACCCUUUACUUUUUCGUUGAUGUAAAAACAUCAGGACCUGAAACAUUCGAAGCUGUUAUCUCUGCAUUAGAGCCACUCCGCAAAGAGGGCUAUCUGACCUCGUUGAAAGACAACAAGACAGUGACAAGUGGACCCAUAACCGUCAUCGGGACAGGCAAUACGCCCCUUGACAUGGUUGGACCGGUUGCUAAUCGCGACUAUUUCUUCGAUGCUCACCUAGAUGAGCUAGAGGAAAAUCCUGAGAUCACGUCCUUGAUCUCCCCUAUUGCAUCUACUAGUUUCCAAGAGGCUGUGGGCUCAGUCACAUAUAGUGAGGAUGGUGCUGUUUUGAGUGACGAGCAGCUGGCUACCCUUCGAUCCCAAAUUAGUACUGCAAAGGAGAGGGGAAUUGGUGCUAGAUACUGGGAGACUCCUUAUUAUCCGAUCCGAAUCCGUAAUGCUGUAUGGAGGACGCUUCUCCAGGAAGGUGUCGCUUUGUUGAAUGCUGAUGACCUGGAUGCUGUUGCGGCUUAUUUCUGA